Haplochromis burtoni (Burton's mouthbrooder) is the source of this 9100-nucleotide messenger RNA. Its product is annotated as transmembrane protein 132C. The transcript is spliced from 10 exons. NCBI's taxonomy places the organism in Eukaryota, Metazoa, Chordata, Actinopteri, Cichliformes, Cichlidae. The record is from RefSeq and is a predicted model, not a curated record. The coding region runs from base 588 to 3830 and encodes 1080 amino acids.
ACCCCCUCAGUUUCUGCACCAACACUCUCCGGUCCACAACUACAGGCUACAGAGCGGCAACAGGAUCCGCUUCACCACCGCCUUUCUCCCGCGCUCGCUGUCAUCUGUGCACGCGUCUUCGCCGUGCGCAAAGUUGCAGGACUAUUUGUGAGAUAAUACAAGUCCUGUACGACACUUAGCCCUCCGCGUGAACUACAAAGGCGAUCUGGACCGUUGUAAAUCCACCACUAUGUGAAAUACAACAAGAAGAAAACAGAAUGUCUUACAAAGUGUUUGGAUUUUUUUUUCGAGGAUUGUUUUUUUGGCUGACCUCGUUGAUUUAGGGAAAACAUUUAUAUAUAUAUACAAAUUACAGCCUGAUAAGGAAAAGCCGCUCGAAUUUCAAACCACAUGCCAACAUUGGAUGAGACCGCGGCGCCCGGAUCUUGUGCAAUAAGAGAAAUGGUGGUUUCGGACGGAAUACAACAGUUUUGCUUUAAAUGGAGAACUGCUCAGAGGGGAUAAAUUGUGUGCAAAGUUGUGCUGCUUUCUGCUGAGGGAGCUAUCCAUCCGGCUUCCACCGAAUUACCACGAGUCCGAGGAGAGACAUGGGGCCGCUCCGGUGGAUGGGACUCACCGCGCUUCUCCUGUGCACAGUCGUGGACACCAAGGUGAUCCUGGAGGGUUUGCAGAGGCUUGGCCCCACACCAAUAUAUCUACCUGUCAGCUACCGGAUCCUCAAUGCAGAGUCAGCGUUCUUUUUACAGGAGGCAAACCAGGACUUAAUGAGGAACUCCAGCCUCCAGGCUCGCACUGAGUCCUUUUUCAUCCACCAGGCCCGGCAGAUGCCCUUUGUCAAUGCUAGCUAUGGACCACUGUCUGUCCAGCAGCCUGUCCCCCUGGAGCUGCUACAGACUUCGCCAGGGCCCUUUAGCACACCCUCUUUCACUUCAUCCUCAACAACAUCAGUGUCGGCAUCGCCUCUCUUUACAUUCAACUGGAAGGUGCACACUUACAUUAUCAGCGAGAGGAUUCACCCUAGCUGGCCGAAAGUUCAAGUGCUGUUCUAUAUUGCAGGCAGGGACUGGGAUGAUUACAGCACCAUCCACAAGCUACCCUGUAUCAGGAUGUUUGCCUUUCAUGAGACUCAAGAAGUGCGUGGAACAUGCAAGCUAAAAGGAGACCUGGGGAUAUGUGUUGCCGAGCUGGAGCCCCUGGCCAGCUGGUUCAGCCCACCUACUGUCAGGCCUGGUAGGCAGAAGGUCUCCGAGGAAGCUCAAGGCACUCCGGUGGAGCUCUACUAUAUGGUUCAAACCACAGAUAACGGAGACUGCACUUCAGAGGAUUCAAGAAAGGGCAGCUCUGUCCUCACAGACCAGCCGAGGCCGUUAGGGUACUUUGCAGGGCAUACCCCUAUGCAGCGCAUUGGAAGUGUCAGACUGUUUCAGCCACUGUUGGAGCUGAAACUAGACAAUAACUUUGUGGUGAUGGCACCCUCCAAACCCAUUCGGCAGCGAGAAACAGUCUCAACUUUUCUGGCUCUAUCUGCUCUUUCUUCAGUACAAAUUUUCACCCUCAGGGUCAAGCUGAAAGAUGGAGUGGCAUUCUUGGGAGCUAGAGCCAGUAACCCAGUUAUGUGGACGGUGAGUCAGGAUGUCAGAAGUGAAGGUCACAGAGUUGUCACCCUGCACUGCCACAGGAAGGAGAACAGCUUCAGUCAAAGAAUGGAGGCAGUGGGCUACCAGCGAGUGCUACAAGUAGACUUGGAGGUAAAUGGGCUGAUGGUAACUCAGGGGAGCAGGGAGGUGGCAUGGCAGGUCGAGUAUCCGCUCACGCGCACCCUGACCAGUGAAGUGCAGACUCUCAUCCGUCUGGCACCGCAGGACCUGGGUGGCAUCGUGCCACUGGCCAUGGACACUGAAAUUCUCAACACGGCUGUGCUCACUGGGCGUACUGUCGCUGUUCCGCUGAAGGUCGUCACUGUAGGGACGGAUGGUGCGGUCUCUGAUGUUACAGAGUCAGUGGAGUGCAAGUCAACAGAUGAACAGGUUAUCAAGGUGUCAGAGCGCUGUGACUAUGUGUAUGUCAAUGGAAAGGAGACAAGAGGAAAAAACAGGGUGAUGCUUAACUUCACCUAUAGUUUUCUGAAUGCACAACUCGAGAUGAGCGUAUGGAUGCCCCGCCUGCCCUUGCUAAUUGAUGUGGCUGACCCUGAGCUCAGUCAGAUUAAGGGUUGGAAGGUCCCUGUUAGUAUGGGCAAUAGGAGGUAUGAGAGGGUCACAGAUGAUAAGGAUGGUGUCGAUCCAGUAGAGGGGAGGACAGAGACUGCUUGUGUUGCCCAGUACCAAAGCACCACUCUGCGCAUCCUCACCCACUUUGUGGCUGACAUCAGCGAAAGUAGAGGAGCCAUGGAGGAAGAUGUACUGGGCCAGCAGACCUUCCUGCUGGGCACCGACUGGCAGGUGGAUGUGACACAGUUGGUGAAGGAGUCUCUGAGGGUGGAGGACCCAAAGGUUGCCCAGCUUCUGGAUGACCAAGUCGUAAUCGGGCUGAGCACUGGAAACACCAAACUACAGGUGCUGUCCCCUCUGACAUCAUCAGUCCUGGCUGAAAGGAGCAUCAGAGUGGUGGAUGAUAAAGUGAGCGUGACAGAGCUAGGGGUGCAGUUGGUAUCUGGAUUAACUCUGUCCCUGCAGCUCAGCCCAGGCAGCAACAGGGCUAUUGUUGCCACUGCAACAACACAGGAAGUUAUUGAAUCUCUCAAGCAGGAGUCCCUCAUCAGUGCUUGGCUUCAUUUCAGUGACGGAUCCAUGACUCCUCUAGAUAACUACAACCCUGCCCAUUUUACCCUGGCAGCCACCUCAUUGGAUGAACAGGUUGUGGUGGUGCAGCAAAGUCCAGCAUGGAAGUGGCCUAUCAUUGUUGCCAAAGGAGAAGGUCAAGGUUUGCUUGUACGUGUUGAAAUGAGCCCAUCAGAAAUGUGCCAGAAGGGAAAACGACAUACUGUUUUAGCCACAGGAAUGGCGAGCACACAUGUAAGACUUGGUCAAACAGAGGAACAAUUCAGACAACCAGGUGGCCGACGUACACGCCCUGACCCUCCAUAUUAUGGCGGAUCCAUCUCUGACAUGGAAACUGGGUUAAAUAACCGUGGAGCCACUACCAUCAGGGGCCAUGUUCCAGUAAGGCCAAGUGGGGGCCGUCUUUCAGCAGAAGUUGGAGCAAGGGCUCCAAAUGAAUUCUCUGAAUAUCCCGAUCAGGCCGAGCUGCCCCGGAGCCGCAGCACCGAUGAGGACUUGUUGACCUCCCGACGAGGCCUGACAGACUUGGAGAUCGGUAUGUAUGCCCUGCUGGGAGUUUUCUGUCUGGCCAUCUUGGUUUUUCUCAUUAACUGCAUCUCUUAUGCAUACAAGUACCGUAGCAAGCAGUUCUCCUUGGAGGCUCCAGAGGCAAUGCCUCAUGCACAUGACUGGGUUUGGCUUGGCCAAGAGGAGGGGCUGUGUCUACAACAACAGCAGCAGGACGAACUGGGCGGUACCCUAGAAGAAGGUAGUCAGCUAUUAAAUGGAGGCCUCCAGCGAGGUAAUACUGGUGGAGCAGGAUGUAGCUCAAGUGGGAGGGAUCACAGGAAUGAGUCACUUAACUCACCCACCACCAAGAGAAAGAGGGUGAAGUUUACCACUUUUUCAAGUGUCAAGUCGAGUAAUGGGUGUCCUGCCCUCAGCCCCUUAGCACUAGUGCAGACCAGUGAGAUAAAAUGGGUAUGUCCAGACAUCGAGCUCGGAGACUCAAAGGAUCUUAGGAACUACAUGGAAAAGCUUAAUGAGAACGCAAUUAAGAACAUUGCAUAGGGGGUACUGGGUGUUUUCAUUGAACUAAAGAGAAACUCACCUGAAUGCCUUCAGACUAACAAGGGAAGGAGGGUUACGAAGGAGAGGUGAAGAAGAGACUGAAGCCGCUGUUAAACUGUACACCUUACCAUAGCAAGAGGAUAGUGCAUUCAGCCUCUGUUUUUUCAUGAAAGUACUCAGAAAAGGUCAAGCUAUGGACUACAAAAAGAUACCACAACACCACAGCAUCAAGAGGAAAAUGUGAAAUUAGUAUUGUUGCUUAAAUUAAAUGUAUGUUCUUUGUUUCUAGUUUUCUUUCCUAUGCACCAUCUACACCGCUUUGUUUUGUGUUUUGUUUUUUCAAAUCGCCAUGUUUUAAUAUCACGUUUGUUGUAAUUUUUGCGACUUUCUGUUAUUUUUCUAGAGGCUUCUUUCCCUGUCAGAAAUUAUUGAAUCUAGGAGAGUAAGGUUAAAAGAAAUUUUGUAUUGUAAAUAAAAGCAGAGUUUAAUUUGGAGGGACUGUAUGUAUAGCAACAUUUUUUAAAGUGAUGUAUGGUUUUGUUUUGCUUUAGUUUCUUUUCAGUUAGUUUUGUCUCCAGAAAGCAGAUCCACGCAUGAUGUUAUUUAAAAGGAGGCAUGUGAGUCUGAUCUGGUAUGCAAACUGAAAAUUUGUAGAUAACUAAUACCAGUACCCCUGGAGACAUGUCAUUCACUGUGGGUGAGUUUAGCUUUCAAUUCAAUAUGUUGAUGUUGGUUUAAGAGAUUUAUUGGGCCCUACAUUUUCCCUCCUUAUAUUGGUUUAUGUAACCUCCUGUUGCAUAGUUCACAUUAAACUGACUUUUUAGGAUUCAAAAGGACAAAUUUUGAUUAAAUCAGAAUAGUCAAUAUAAAUAUACUGACACAACCAAAAGUAUCAAAGACAAUCACAUUUAAAAAAAAAAAUUAAAAAUUAAAAAAAAUUCUUCAUUAUAAUUUUCCCGUAAAACUUGUCCAGAAAAAAACUCGUCAGAAAACACAUUUACAGUGAUUUUUCAAAUUGCUGUAUGACAUUUUGAAUCCUGUAAACUGUAGAAGAAAGCCCAAAUCUGACCCUUUCGCUUUUUGUCAUAAGCAGUAUUAGUCAGUUCCAACAUUUUCUACUGUAUGUCUGUUUUAAAAUUGGCUGGUGGACUAAUUAAACCCUGAAGUUGACUCUUCCUUUUUUUUUUUGUGGCUGUGUGAUUUAUUGGCCUAGCCAUUGUUUUCCAAUCUCAGUCCAUCAAAUACUGCUCUCACGAAUAACCACAGAGACGGUGGCUUCAUCAGAUAUCAAAACGAUGAUUGGUGCAGCUUUUGGAGUUCUUCACAUUUCUCUUCAAAAGGCAAAAGUAAAAGAUGUUUUUUGUUUUCUUUGUUUUUUUCUUUGUUUCACAAGUGAAUACUGUUAAGAUAAUAUUAUAUAUUGGCUUUACGCCGCACCGUGAUUUGAAAUAGACAAACAGAAAAAAAUAUAAACACAAUAAUAUUUUUACCAUCAUAAUGUCAGCCACGAGUUUUGAUUCCAUAAUGUCUGUUUGUUUGCUUUGGAAGCAUGGUCUUUGGAAGUAACCAAAGUUGGAUGAGUUAGAUGAGAGGAGAGGGUAGAGUGUGCCAAGUUAACAGCCAAAAUUUGCAGAACUGGUCAGCCCUUUAAGCCCCAGGUAGGUUUUUUUAAUUUAAAUUUUCAUAUUGAAAAUUUUAAAAAUAAAUCAGUGAGGAACAGUGUGAGCAAAACUGUGAGACCAGAUGGCUCAAACGCACCACCUUAUCAUUAUUACCAGUCAAAACCAGGGUUUUAAAAGCAAUUUUUCUUUUCCCCAAGCAAAACUGCAAAUUUGAGACUAAAUGCAGGCCCUAUGCCAUUGAGCCAAUGAUACCCAUGUUGUUGUACCUGUUUAAAAAAUGUUCACCUCCAGUCAAAGUGUCAGACUUUGCGACCUUCAUAUCACUGUGCUGGAUCAGUUUUUACCACAGAGAAACGAUUAGCAAGCUGCAUCCACAGACACUAUGGGUUCAUCACACAAAUACUUCCUAAUUAGUGCCUAGCAGCCUACAAAUAAAAUAAUUGAAUUUCACUUAUCAAAGAUGGAGUUCAGACUUCUUUGGAUGGCAUGCUAGUAGAAUUACCCACACAGCAAGCUCUGUUAUUUGUCAUAUCAAAAAGCUCUGAAGGGCACCAACACCACAAAUACAGUUAGAAGGUCCACUCCUGUGAUUCCAAUUAGAAGAUAUGGAGCCUGGCAGACAGCUGCUGGCUACAGCUGCUUGUGUUGGCAUCCACCUGUCAGUCAAACAUUUAAGCCUAAAUAAAGUUCGCUCCAUCCAUCCAUUUUCUUAAGCUCUUAUAUAGCUUAGGGCCACAGAUGGGGCUGGAGCCCAUCACAGCUUUCAUGGGGCAAAAUGCAGGGUAUACCCUUGACAGGUCACCAGUCCAUCACAGGACCAACACAGAGAGACAAAUAACCACACGCUCUCACAUCCACUCCUAUGGCAAAUUUAGACUCAUUAAUUAACCAACUCCAUAUGUCUUACGACUGUGAGAGGAAGCCAGAAUACCAAAGGAAAACCUAUACAGCCAAGGAAAACCCAUACAGCCAGGGAGAACACACAGAAAGAUCAAAACCAUCCAGGAGGGUUGAACCGUGAUCCGGGCAAAGUAGCAGCACAGUGGGCUAUUACCUUUAAAGACCAAAACCAUUCUUUGUACAGGCAGUACACACUCCUUUCUCUGCUAUGAUGCUGGGCAUUUGAGUAUGACAUUAGGGCAUUUGGGGAUUUAUUUGGUUUUGGAGCCAGCCUAAACUGACCAUUCUUUACAUGUAAUAAUACCCGUGGGCAUAAUUUGUGUAUAACAAUUUCCUGAUGAAAAAGGUUAUAGGCUAAGUGCAUAUGAGCCCCGAAACACUUGUAGCAUACUCAGAAAAUUGGUCUUUUUCCACAGGAUCACAGACAUGCUCCCCUUUCUAAAAGGGCAACAUAAUUAGGGAUUACUUAGUUCAGUCUUAUUACAUGUUAAUGUGGCAUUUCCUAUGCAAUUUGUCUUGCCCACUUACUGUACCUACUCUGAUAUAAUUUGCACCCUAAUUAAAAUAAACCCAGAGGACCUGUGCAUAUCAGGAAAGGAUGUAAACAUUUUCAUUUAUAGACAUCAUGAAUGAUGUGCUUUUAGAUUAAUUCAAUACAUUGCAGUAGAUGUACAAAAUUGGGGGUAUCAUGUGCUUAUUUUGCUUUUUUAUAUUUAGCACUUUCUGGUUCUUUUACCUAUCUGUAGGUAAAACAGAGGAACAAUUCAGUCAGUCAGAACAAAAUCUGUCUACCACAUCAGAGGAUACUGUUAUCACACUGGACCACAAACAGCCUGCACUGCCACACUUCUACCUGAACUUCCACUUCCAUAUUCACUUUAGUCUGAGACUUAUACUUCUGCCUUUGUCCUUUGUAUGCUGAAGUGCCAGGUACUCUUCUUGCUGACACAGGAAUCUCAGGGUCUCUACUCUAGCUAACUAAAUAACUAGGAGCACCUGUCAGGUAUAAUGGAACAGAACCUUUUCACUAUCACGAACCAUCUCCACUGACAUUCAUUUUGCAGAUACAUCACUUGUUAUCCCAUUCCAUUUUCCCCACCGUUGCUAUGCCAACAAUCCUCAACAUGACCCUCUCUUCUUCCCUUCUCCUUACCAUUUUGUUUCUUUGACAUGUAGGCUGGCUAGCUGGUAUAAGCAGUUGCACAGCUGAAAACUGCUCCAAUACAAAGUCUGUAAUAUGAAGUAAGGUCUAUGUUUGUCCAUGCAUGGCCUUGAUUCCUAUCCUAAAUAUAUAAAAUAUUCCUGCUGACCAAUCGUUUUGACUGCAAAAGGAUUGACUAUAACAAAGCAAGUCUAUGAUACGAGUCAACAGAAGCCGCAAUGCUAAAAUUGUCAUGUUGAGUGGGUGUAAUGUAGCCCAUUAAAGCUGAGGAUGAUGGGAUUUGUAUGAUUAGGUUUAGGUAUUUUGUAAUAAAGUAAGUUUAAACUGAUGGUAAAAAGUCAGUGGAUCAGCAAAUAAAUAAACACUGAAAGGGGUCUGAUAACUGUAUGCAUCCAUUUUCAUGAUAAUCUGUCCACCAGUUGUUUUAUUUGAAACCCAAGAUACCAAGUUCAGUGUGGUGUAAAUUCAGGGUCUAACCAUGAAUGCCUACACUGAGAUUUGCUGUAAUCCAUUGUCAAAGAGCAGCUGGUAACCCACUGGAAACAUGAGCCUUUGCACACAUAUGAGUGCUGUCUUCCCUUUUUGGACGUGUGACAAUCAUUGUGUCAAGGUGGUGCAAGCGAGUAAGGGCAUAAGUCACACAGGAUUGGUCUGCAACCAUCUAGCAACCAACAGGAAAAAACUUUUCCCCAACUGGUUGAUGAGUAGUUGCUCGAGGUUCAUGGUAGCUGCUGGGAAAUCGGUUGCUAAAGCCUGAGUUACACAAGCCUAAAGACUAGUCAGAUACAUCACCAGACAACCACUGGCAAACCAUUGUUUGCCUGGUAGACAGCAAGUCAUUACUCACAAACUAUUAGCCAAAAAGUAGUAAAACUUGAAAGUGUUUUUCAAACUGGAAACAGAGAACGCUGCCUUCUAAGUUAAAAGGUGCAUAUUUAAAAACAUGUUGUCUACAGAAAGAGGCCAACAAGUUUCUAGAAACCAAAGGAGAUUUUUGGUGCAGCACCCUCUUCGUGACCAAUUUCACCUACUGACAGCCAGAAACCUACAGGCACUACUCACCAACCAUUAGGGAAAAUGCAUUUCCCCUCACAACAGAUGGUGGUAUCUCAUCCAAUAUAGGGGACAUCUCUCCAGCAAUGUGCAUAUGAUGUCAUGGGACAAACUUCUAUAAGUCAGGUAAGUGACUUAUAACUUAUAACUCAUAGUGAGUAGGUUUCAUUCUAGACCAUUAUUGACAUGCCUAAAGUCAUUUAGGGUUAGGUAAUUAAAAUUUAAAGGUGGUGAUCUAGUCAGCAGACUAAAAAAAAUGUAACAACGGCAUGCAAUUUUACCAGACAUACAAUUUAUAUAAAAAGAUAUUAAAAAAUACCCUCCUGUAAUGUAUUUAUUUACUUGACUGUAUGUUUGAACACCUAAGUAAGCCUGUUGUUACUCUUUUUAUUAAUUUAAGCCAAAAUUCUGCAUCUAUCUUUAAGCCAGAAGAGGCACUAUGGUUUAAGAAACUUCUGAAGUACUAUAGUUUGUGUGUACGCUGGCCAGUGUGCAUUUCUAAUGGUACUGCAUAAUGCAUGCUUGCCUGUCGU